AUGCUGCCCGGCCCGCUCGAGGACGACGAGCGCUUCAAGGGGCACGACGGCAGCGCGGCACGCGUGGCGGCGCUCUACCUGCGGCGGAUGACGCGGCUGCGGCACAUGGACUUUGACCAGGCUCUCUGGCAGAUGCUGUGCCUCUGCUCGGACCCGCGGCGCGUGUACAGGUCGGCGACGUACCACCGCGGUACCAAGCACCAGUGGGCGCGCGACGACCCCGCCUUUGUCGUCCUCAUCGCCUAUCUGCUCCUCGUGUCGACCGCGGCGUGGUGCAUCGGCUUUGGACGCGGCUCGCCGCUCUCCGUCCUGUCGCUCGCGCUGUACGUGCUGCUCGUCGACUUUGUGGUCCUUGGCGCCGCGCUCUCCACCCUCGCGUGGACCGUCGCCAACACCUACCUGCUCCUCCCGUCGGGCGGCCGCGGCGGGCGGAGCGGCGGCAGCGGCGGCGGCGACGAGCGCGUGGAGUGGCUGUACGCAUUCGACGUACACUGCAACGGCCUCUUCGUCCUCUCGCUGCUGCUCCACGUCCUCCAGUACCUCCUCUUGCCGCUGCUGCUCCGGAGGGGCUUCUGGCCCGCGCUGCUCUCAAACACGCUGCCCACCACCGCCUGGCCACGAGCCACUCCCACGCUGAUGCUGCCCGGCCCGCUCGAGGACGACGAGCGCUUCAAGGGGCACGACGGCAGCGCGGCACGCGUGGCGGCGCUCUACCUGCGGCGGAUGACGCGGCUGCGGCACAUGGACUUUGACCAGGCUCUCUGGCAGAUGCUGUGCCUCUGCUCGGACCCGCGGCGCGUGUACAGGUCGGCGACGUACCACCGCGGUACCAAGCACCAGUGGGCGCGCGACGACCCCGCCUUUGUCGUCCUCAUCGCCUAUCUGCUCCUCGUGUCGACCGCGGCGUGGUAUGCUGCCGCCCUCAGCGCCUACUGCUACCUCACCUUUCUCGGCUACAACGAGCUCCCCUUCCUCCGAUCCACCGAGGUCUUUGUUUUCCCCGUCGUCGCUAUCGGCGGCGCUUACCUCGUCUCCGUCGUACUGGCGGCCACCUCUGGCUUCUCGUGCACGUGGCUGGUGGCGUCCAUCUACUUUACGGAUGCAGAGGUGGCGACCACGUGGGGCGUAUAG
Molecule: messenger RNA, 1131 nt
Organism: Emiliania huxleyi CCMP1516
Lineage: Eukaryota; Haptophyta; Isochrysidales; Noelaerhabdaceae
Exons: 3
Coding region: 1-1131 (376 amino acids)
Cellular component (GO): Golgi membrane
Source: RefSeq, a predicted model, not a curated record